Apis florea (little honeybee) is the source of this 1043-nucleotide messenger RNA. It is a transcript of the gene Spase12, whose product is annotated as Signal peptidase complex subunit Spase12. The record is from RefSeq and is a predicted model, not a curated record. Gene Ontology annotation, biological process: protein targeting to ER. Gene Ontology annotation, cellular component: membrane; signal peptidase complex. Lineage: Eukaryota; Metazoa; Arthropoda; Insecta; Hymenoptera; Apidae.
UCGUCAUUCGCGCCCCCGAUAAAACGUAAAAGCGCCUGCGCAUGUAACGUCACGUUCGCGCUACGUAUAAUCCACGUCUAAACAAAAAUUUAUUUAGCAACCGGCAAGUCAAUUUAAUUAGUUAUAAUGAGUUCUUGGAUACAAUAUAUCAAAUCUAUUCCAACGCAUAUGGACUAUGAUGGCCAAGCUCGAUCAGAAAGUUUGUCAAGAGUCAUUAUAACAUUAUUUGGGGUGGUUGGAUUAAUUUGGGGAUAUGUUAUUCAGCAAUUUUCGCAAACAAUGUACAUAUUAGGAGCAGGAUUUGUAUUGGCAGCUAUAAUUACAGUACCACCAUGGCCUAUGUAUCGCCGUAAACCUUUAGAUUGGCAAAAACCACAAUCUGAGGUUACAGUUAAACAGAAAAAGAAGAAAUAGUUUUCUAUUAUUUAUAACUAUAUUUAACAAUACUUUGUUAUAAAGUGUUACAUAAUAAUAUUUGUUGGUGCGAAACAUAUACAUAUUUAUAUCUUAUUAUUUUUCAUGGAAAAACAUGUAAUAACUAUAAUUGUAUAAUUUAUGAAAAAGAACUGCAAUAAGAAAUAUUAUUUCUUAUAUAUAUAUAUCUUUUAUGAAUGUAUCACUUACUUUUAUGAAUUAUAUUAAUAUCUGUGAGAUUUUAAAAAAUAUUACAAAAUAGAUUUUUAAUCGUUUAAUGUUCGUGCCAAAUUAAUAUUCGAUUUUUGAAAAUGAGAAUUAAAAUAAAAUAGUAUAUAUUUACAUUACAAAGAAUCAUAUUAACAUUUCGUAAUCUCAACGCAUCGAUUUUUUCAUUCCAUUGCAAUACUGUCGUAACAUGGCGACGCCCUUGAGACAUUUUAGAAUCUUGUUUCGAAUUCCGCGCAAGCAGAAACGCGGAUAGAUUUAUACAUGCAUGUGAUCAGUAAACAAUUUCUCCUUUAGAAUUGUUACAGCAAUCAAUGACUAAAUAUUGCAUGCCAUUGCAAAACUAGAAAUGCGUUUUCUAAAUGUACAAUGACAUAUGACUGUCACCAUAUAAAAAUUGA